AUGUCUCGAUGCGGCAGUGCCGUUGCCACCGGUGUGUGGUCAUUAGAUCAACUAGGAGGGACCUUAUCUAUCAAGCGUGACUCUAACGAUGGUAAAACACCUACAAGCAUUAAAACACAAGCGAAUGCUAAACCUCCUGUUAACAAAACUAAUCACGUGCUGAAAAAUUCUGAUGUUGUGGAGUCACCAUCUAAACAACUAGAGGUUCAUGAUAAUGAAGUUUCUACACCAAAUUUGAUACCUUCAGCAGUAAUUACUGAAAGUUCCGAUAUUCAUAUUGUAUCAAAUAAUAUUAUCAGUGAUGAUAUUAUGCAUAAAACAAAUGGUUUUGCUCAUGAUCAUUCCGAUUUUGAGCUUUCUGUUAACUCAGAUCAAACGAAUCAUGAUUUAUUGAUUCAUGACGUGAAUUCAAUGAAGUUGCAAGAUUAUGGUGAAAAUGUUUUUAUCGCUGCUGACAAUCUUAUUAAUAGUAAUACUGAUACUAGUCUUAAUAAUAAUAAUAAUUUAAAGGAUUUUAAUCAAAUGAUGUCAACCGGUUUUGAUGAAUGUGCUCCAAUUGCAUCAUGCGGAUCACCCCAGAAUUUGCCUUUACCGCCUACAGGUUCAGAAUUUGGCAAAAAACCUGAAUCGGUUGCAACAACAAACGGUGAAAAGAAAUCCGCAUCUCAUUUGACGAGGUCGGGUCGUCUUUCUCUUGCACCUCGAGUUGGUGGAAUACAUUCGAAUAUAAGCAACCGGUCAGUCAGUUAUCCUUCUGGCUAUACUAUUGCCUCUGGUCAUGCUCCUGGUGCAGCAAAGGCUCCUCUAUAUGACAAGGUCAAACCGAUUUAUGUUGAUGUUGAUUUUCUACCAGGUAGUGGAAUAUCAAAUUACGUUGAUGCUGAGUGGCUUAAACGUGUUCAAGCUCGUUAUUAUGUAGCUACUGAUGUAAGAUCAACAUGCUCUCUUUUAGAAUCCUUAGUCGUAGGAAAAGAAUCAUGGGAUGGUGAUGAUGUCUCUUUAAUAUUGGCCUAUGAAACUGAGGAGUUAUUAGUAUGGCUCGGUGUGAAUGCUGGACGUCUUAACAAUUGUCAUGUUAAUGUUGCCGCCGUUAUUUCACGUUCAUCUAUCCAAAUAUUAAAUGAAAAAGCUUCAGCUGUCGGCGAUGGUCCUCUUAACUAUCCAGGCUAUCGUAUAGACCUAUUUUAA
Schistosoma margrebowiei is the source of this 1188-nucleotide messenger RNA. Lineage: Eukaryota; Metazoa; Platyhelminthes; Trematoda; Strigeidida; Schistosomatidae. The record is from the annotation of a GenBank genome assembly.